AUGAAGGCUAUAUCGUUGAUAUUUACGCUAUUCUUGACUUCCGUGGUGCAGGGUUUCCUCCUGGUCGUGCCUCAGAAGAAGAAUGCCAAGCACAAUCCAAAUCGAAUGAGGUCGUCCUCGUCGUCGCCUGGUGCCAAGACUACUGGUAGUAGUACCACCUUGUUGUUUCAAACGCCAAAUGCCAUUCAAGAGCAAGAAGACAAUUAUUUACAACUCGCUAUGCAAUAUGAACGGCGUCCUGAUGUCGUCUAUGUCAUCAUGUACAACCCAGGAACGGAACAAGAAGGCAUUCACACGAUGGAAUUCCCUCGAGGAUCGGAAACCGAUCUACUAUUGGCAUUUGAAUCAAUUGAAGACUGUGUUGGAUUUUCCAAUUCGCUGCGACAGGAUCCGAACUGGCAACAAGAACCCGUUCCAACGCCUACACCAUUGGAUCAAGUCGAGAUUGCCUGUCAAGGGAUGGGACUUCCAAUCAAGAUUGUACCAGACACGAGCCAAUUGGGAUGA
Messenger RNA from Cylindrotheca closterium, 507 nucleotides. NCBI's taxonomy places the organism in Eukaryota, Bacillariophyta, Bacillariophyceae, Bacillariales, Bacillariaceae. The record is from the annotation of a GenBank genome assembly.